UACCAAAGAAAUGUCAGAAGGCUCGUGAACACUUUGGUACGGUGAGAACACAGAUGGAAUCCCUGAAGACCAAGUUUCCCGCUGAUCAGUAUUACAGAUUUCAUGAGCACUGGAGGUUCGUGCUUCAGCGGUUGGUGUUUCUGGCAGCGUUUGUAGUCUAUCUGGAGUCAGAAAUGUUAGUGACUCGAGAAGCUGUUGCAGAAAUACUUGGGAUUGAAGCUGAUCGAGAGCAGGGCUUCCACCUGGACAUUGAAGACUAUCUUUCUGGUGUGUUAACUCUGGCCAGUGAGCUGGCCAGGCUGGCAGUGAACAGCGUCACGGCUGGGGACUACUCCCGCCCGCUCCGCAUCUCCACGUUCAUCAACGAGCUGGAUUCGGGCUUCCGCCUCCUCAACCUGAAGAACGACUCCCUGCGGAAGCGCUACGACGGCCUGAAGUACGACGUCAAGAAAAUUGAGGAGGUGGUUUACGACUUGUCGAUCAGAGGACUCAAUAAGGAGGCAACAGUUGGUGUGGGUGGAGAGAAAUGAAGGGUGCUGGUUUUAACAACAUCAUUGAUUACCUCAGAUGGUUGCCAAUUUAGGAGGCAUGCUAGCGAAGCCUUCCUACAGUAGUUUAGAAGAACUGCAGCGGAAAGCUGCUCUCUAUUUUCUUACAAAAGGUGUAGUACGGGUGUUAGAUCUCAAGAUGUUUUGUAAAAUCAUGUCUAGCUUAGGGCAGGAGGUCUCUGUUCCCAGGGGAUCUCCUCUGCCAGAGCCACGGUGCCGUUCUGUGCACAGCAGGGGUAGCAGCCAGGACAUGCCACGGGCUGAAGGUCUUGUUGACUCUGUCGUGUU
Messenger RNA from Merops nubicus (carmine bee-eater), 836 nucleotides. RefSeq names its product translin (gene TSN). Gene Ontology annotation, biological process: RNA metabolic process. The annotation marks the transcript as partial. The transcript is spliced from 4 exons. Gene Ontology annotation, cellular component: cytoplasm; nucleus. Gene Ontology annotation, molecular function: RNA binding; sequence-specific DNA binding; single-stranded DNA binding. The record is from RefSeq and is a predicted model, not a curated record. Lineage: Eukaryota; Metazoa; Chordata; Aves; Coraciiformes; Meropidae.